Argiope bruennichi is the source of this 1324-nucleotide messenger RNA. Its product is annotated as glycine receptor subunit alphaZ1-like. Gene Ontology annotation, biological process: chemical synaptic transmission; nervous system process; regulation of membrane potential. The transcript has 8 exons. NCBI's taxonomy places the organism in Eukaryota, Metazoa, Arthropoda, Arachnida, Araneae, Araneidae. Gene Ontology annotation, molecular function: neurotransmitter receptor activity; transmembrane signaling receptor activity; extracellular ligand-gated monoatomic ion channel activity. Bases 25 to 1305 code for a protein of 426 amino acids. Gene Ontology annotation, cellular component: membrane; synapse; neuron projection. The record is from RefSeq and is a predicted model, not a curated record.
AAGUGUUUUCUUCUGCUCCUAGUUAUGAUUAAUUUUCGAGGUUGCAAUGGCUUAAUGAAGAAUAAGUCCACUCCUGGGAUCAGAGAUAAGAGAUCUGGUCAUUCUGAUGUCGAAGAUCAUGAAGAAGAGCACCAUGAAAAUAAAGAAGGACAUCAUGAGGAUCAUUACGCACUCAUCAAUUCCUUGUUCGACAAUUACGACCAAAGCUCCUCACCAACUCAUGGAACAAAAGAACCAGUGGUCAUUUCUGUGAAUAUUCAACUCAUAAGUGUGGAUGACGUGAGCGAUACCAGAAUGGAACUUAUCAUCGAUUCUCGUAUCACGCUAUUCUGGGAUGACAAGAGGCUCAUGACUCCAGAGUGCCGCGAUGAGAACAAAGAUUGCGAUGACCAUUUCGAUCUGAAAAGGCGCGAACAGGACCUGUGGAAACCCGAUUUGUACAUACUCAACUCUAGAUCAGCAAAGCAGCACGAGCAGCCGCUCAGAAAUGGGAUGGUGUACUUGGUGGCAGCGGGGAAAGUUAUACUGAGCAAGAGGUUGACUCUGACUCUUCGGUGCCCCAUGAACUUAGUUAAUUAUCCUCUAGACACGCAAAGUUGCCCUCUCAUUAUUUGCCCAUAUUCUUUACCAGAGGACGAAUUGAUCCUUCAAUGGACAGAAAACGGUGUUGGAAUUUUGGACGAUUCACAAGACGGACAGAACAAAUUUCAUCUUAUUACUCCUAUCAUUACACGAGAGAUGACUUUGAAGUAUUCUGCACCGGAUGUUACUGGCAGCUUCUCAUGCGUAAAUGCCACUUUUUCUUUAAAACGCCAAAAUGGAUACCACAUGGGUUAUUCGUAUACCAUCACCAGUUUCAUUGUGGUUGUAUCCUGGAUUGGAUUCUGGCUCCCUGUGACAGCUGUCCCGGCGCGAGUGACUCUUGGAGUGACCACUCUUCUGACCUUACUGACCACUGGCAAUUUCGUCCGUUCUUCCUUGCCUCCAAUCUCUUACGUCACUGCCAUUGAUGUGUGGGUGGGGAUAUGUACAAUGUUUGUUCUUCUGGCUCUUCUGUUGUUUCCGGUUUCACUCUAUCUUUCCAACAAGAAAGACUCGAGGAAGGAAAGUUCAAAAUUCGUCAGAAGAGUGACAGACCAUCCACUGACAUUUGAAAAGUGCAGAGUCUGUGGAGGUCAUCGAAAUAUCCAUCGUUCUCACGAAACGAUAGAGAGUGACAUCAGUUUGGAUCGAAAGAGCAGGAUCCUUUUUCCACUACUCUUUCUAGUGUUUAACAUUACUUAUUGGAUUUACUAUCUAACUUGAAACUGUUUAAUCGAAUAAA